This is a messenger RNA of Racocetra persica, 651 nucleotides long. The record is from the annotation of a GenBank genome assembly. NCBI's taxonomy places the organism in Eukaryota, Fungi, Glomeromycota, Glomeromycetes, Diversisporales, Gigasporaceae.
UACUUCUUAAAAAAGUCUGUCUUGGUAACAGGUUCUACCUCUAAAACAGUUUCAAUAAAAACAAGAAUUCCUGUACGGUACUAUUGCAAAAUUUGUAAUGGCAAAUCUGUUGAUCUAUGUAUAAGAGAAAAGUAUAUGAAAGAGAAAGUGCAUAGAAUACAGGGCAUCAUUAAUUCUACAAACUUUGUUGAGUCUUCUAAUGCACCAAUCGAAGAAGAAAUGAUAUAUGAUGAUUCAAUAGAAGUAGAUGAAAAUUAUGAUGAUAACAGUAAUAAAGAUAUUAAUUUUCUUCCCAAAAAGCCAAGAAAGUUUAAAGGAAAAAUGAAAUUAAGUGGUUAUGAUGGUGAUACCAGUAAUAUAACAUAUCUAAUAGUCAUAAUCGAACAGUAUUUUUCUGAGAAUGAUUAUGAAGAUGAUAAAGACAUCGAUCAAGACAUAAUUACCGAUAAAGAGAAUAAUGAGGAAUUAGAUAAUAAUGAUGAAUUAGAACAAUUUAUUAACUUCGAUGCUUCUGAAUAUAAUAAGAGUAUUGAAAAUAUUUCAAUAUCUAAUAUUAAUACUACAAUCGAAUUGCUAAUUUUGUUUAUGAGAUAUCUAUUAGUACUUAUUGAUGAAAAUAAGUAUAUGACAUUUCCAACUUCACUAAAAAUG